Messenger RNA from Staurois parvus, 463 nucleotides. The record is from the annotation of a GenBank genome assembly. NCBI's taxonomy places the organism in Eukaryota, Metazoa, Chordata, Amphibia, Anura, Ranidae.
CCAGGACCCUACAUCCAUUAUAUCUGGUCUCCCACAGUACACAGAACAUGGAAGUGCAAAUAUUUUAGUAAAUAUACACUUCUAAAUACCUUUUCCCAUCAGCAAUUAGAGCAGUCUUGUGACUUCUAUCAGUGUUCAGCAGAGCACUGGUUAAAGCUUGUAGGAGGAGUAUUAUUUCUGCUGUAGGAGGAUGGUAAUCCCCUAACCUCUGUCUGGACAGUGCUGAUUGGCCCUGUGCUGAUUACAUGCAUUCUCUCAAGAAAAAAAACACCUCUCUAGCAAUAUUCACCAAACUGAGCAUGUGCAUGCCUACCAUUCAGUCUGGAGAUAAGUGGUGAACAGAGAAGAAAGGAUCAAACAGCCUUUUUACACAAUGCAGAGGAUUAACCCCUUAGGUUCCACAGUGAGUAUAACAAGCAUGCUUUACUGCAUAUACAGACUGAUUUUACUGUUGUGGGUUUAG